AUGAAGGCCAUCCAGGUCUCCCAAACCGGCGGCAUCGACGUCCUCGACUACAAGGACGUGCCGGUGCCCACCCCCAAGGAGGGCCAGGUCCUCGUCAAGAACGAGUUCGCAGGCGUCAACUUCAUCGACACCUACUUCCGCAGUGGCCUGUACAAGCUCGACCUCCCCGUCAUCCUCGGCAGCGAGGCCGCCGGCCAAGUCGUCUCGCACCACAAGGACGUGACAUCCUUCCCAGUCGGCACCAGAGUCGUGUACAUGGACUCGCAGGCCUACGCGCAGUACACGGCCGUCCCGGCGUCCAAGCUCAUCGCCAUCCCGGCCGGCCUGACGACGGAGCAGGCCGCCGCCGCCUUCCUGCAGGGCCUCACGGCGUGGACCUUCAUCCGCGAGGCCGGCAACGUCCAGCCCGGCCAGUGGGCGCUUGUGCACGCCGCCGCCGGCGGUGUCGGCCAGCUGCUCGUCCAGAUGCUCAGGAGCCUCGGCGCAAAGGUGAUUGGCACGGCCAGCACCCAGGAGAAGUGCGACCUGGCCAAGAAGCUCGGCGCCGAGUGGACGGUGAGCUCUAGGGACGACGUCGUGGCGCGGGUGAAUGAGAUUACGGGCGGGCACGGCGUGGAUGCCAUCUUUGACGGCGUGGGCAAGGCCACUUUUGACGCUGACUUGCAAAUGAUUGCUUUGAAGGGGCAUCUGGUGUCUUUUGGCAAUGCUUCUGGUCCGGUUCCUGAUUUCAGCAUCCUUCGCCUCUCAGACAAAAAUGUCACGCUUCUGCGACCAAAGGUUCACGGCUAUGUUUCCGAGAGGAAGGAUCUGGAAAAGUACUCUGCCGAGCUAUUUGACAAGCUCAUCUCCGGCCAGGUCAAGAUUGCCAUCCAUGACAUUUAUCCCCUGAAGGAAGUUGGGCGGGCUCACUCUGAUCUUGAGAGCCGCAAGACCAAGGGCAAGCUUCUUCUUAGUGUCGAGUAA
Molecule: messenger RNA, 963 nt
Organism: Metarhizium brunneum ARSEF 3297
Lineage: Eukaryota; Fungi; Ascomycota; Sordariomycetes; Hypocreales; Clavicipitaceae
Cellular component (GO): cytosol
Molecular function (GO): mRNA 3'-UTR AU-rich region binding; NADPH binding; quinone reductase (NADPH) activity
Source: RefSeq, a predicted model, not a curated record